Molecule: messenger RNA, 4667 nt
Organism: Polypterus senegalus (gray bichir)
Lineage: Eukaryota; Metazoa; Chordata; Cladistia; Polypteriformes; Polypteridae
Product: thiamine transporter 1-like
Exons: 6
Coding region: 63-1484 (473 amino acids)
Biological process (GO): vitamin transport; transmembrane transport
Cellular component (GO): plasma membrane
Molecular function (GO): vitamin transmembrane transporter activity
Source: RefSeq, a predicted model, not a curated record
GUUCAGACGUCAUCGUUAAGGUAGUAAAAGUUUGACAUUUGCGCAAGUAGAGGUUAUAAUGAAUGGUUUUCACAAUGGCAGAAGCGUGGGUCUGUCCUACUGUGUUGCUGUGUUUUUAUGGUUUUUUCUCCAAUGUGAGACCGUCAGAGCCUUUCUUGAAUCCGUACCUGCUCGGGCCCGAUAAAAACCUCAGCCAAACGCAGGUGAUUAAUGAAAUCUAUCCAGUAUGGACUUACUCCUACCUUGCACUACUGUUUCCUGUAUUUCUAGCCACAGACUAUCUACGUUACAAACCUGUCAUCAUUUUGCAGGGAGCUGCCUUCAUUAUAACCUACAUAAUGCUUUUGUGUGCACAGGGAGUGUUGGCUAUACAGUUUUUGGAGUUUUCUUUUGGAGUUGCCACAGCAGCUGAGGUUGCAUACUUUUCCUAUAUAUACAGUGUAGUGGAAACUGCCCAGUAUAAGAAAGUGACAGCUUAUUGUCGUAGUGUCACACUGGUGGCUUAUACUGUUGGCUCCAUCUGUGGCCAAGUUCUUGUGUCUGUAUUCAAAGUGCAUUUGUAUUAUCUUAAUGUGUUUACUUUAGUAUCUGUGUCAUUGGCUUUUAUCAGUUCAUGGUUUCUUCCAAUGGCAAAAAAGAGCUUAUUUUUUCACCCAAGGCUGGAACAUUCAAAUAACCAUAGUUCUGAGAAGACUACAUGUUUAAACAGCAAAGAAUGUUUGGAACAAGUACCUCAGGCAGAGGAUGUAGAAUCAAAGCUGCCACUAAAUGACAGCUGCCGUCAGUCUUCACAUCUGGAUGCGAAGGACAUUGAUAGAAAAUCUGAGCUGCUUGGAGUCCUGAGAAUGCUAUGGUUGGACUUUCUUGAUUGCUACUCCUCUUGGACUCUGGUACGGUGGUCUUUGUGGUGGGCAUUGUCCACCUGUGGGUAUUUUCAGGUGGUUAAUUAUAUCCAAGCACUCUGGGACGAGGUCCUGCCAUCGGAGCACUCCACAAUCUACAAUGGUAGUGUGGAGGCUGUUUCCACACUGUUAGGUGCUGCCGUUGCAUUUGCCAUUGGAUUUGUGAAGGUGUCGUGGGAUGUUUGGGGUGAACUGGCUUUGUGUACUUCCUCUGUACUAAUAGCUGCAUCUGUCUUCAUCAUGGAUUUUGUCAGGAACAUCUGGGUGUGCUAUGCUUCCUAUGUUGCUUUCAGAAGCAUUUAUAUGCUUCUCAUAACAAUUGCAACGUAUCAGAUUGCUGUGAAUUUAAGCAUGGAGAGGUAUGCAUUAAUUUUUGGUGUGAACACCUUUGUUGCCCUGGCUUUACAAACAGUACUCACAAUAGUGUUUGUUGACAAGAGUGGACUGGGACUGGAUAUUUUCACUCAGUUUCUUAUAUAUGCAAUCUAUUUUUGUGUGAUUGCACUUAUAUUUCUGGUAACUACAGUGUACAGAUGUUUGAAAAAACGGAGAAUUUCUCACCUGCACUCACUUAAACAAUAAAUUGAACAAAAAACUGCAGAAGAGUGGAGAUAUAAAGAGAAGAUGAACUGUAGUACUCGCAAUACAGCAUUUGAGUGAACAAACAGCUGUUAGCAGGUGACUGCUGUUUUUUUUUUUGUUUUUUUUUCUCCCUCUCCAUGUCACAAAUGAUUCUUUAUUUUUGAAAUUUGAAGUUUAUUUUUUAAACACAUUCCUGGAGUGAUUCCAAUAGUACAUUCUUUACCACAGAUGACUUAAUUUGAAUUUAGUCUAAGUAUUGUUAUUGGUAGAUGACAGAGUUCUCCUACCAGUACUACUAAGAUUCUGCACAAGUCAGCAAUUAAUAUUGCAUUGUGGUUUACGGAUUGUGAUUCCUGCUGCUAAAUGUAUGAUGAGGUAAACUGAUUUAAGCUGAUAUGAAAUUAUUUGGAAGGUGCAGUCCUACAGAAUUCAUAUUGGGCAAUAUAACUAAGCUGUGGAAAGUUUUCUAACUUAUUUUGCACUGACAUUUAGCCUUAAAUUUAGAAUGUGUUACCAUUUUGAUUCCAGUUAAGUGUUUUGUUGCUAGAGUAAAAACAAAACAAAUAUUUUUUUGUGGUAGUUUAAUACAGGUAAAAUGGCAGCUUCUGUAUUCUGCCACUUAAUAUGUGUAGUUUACACUUCAAUGGCACUUAAGUAUAAUCGCACAUGUAGUGCAAUGUGUAGCUUUAAAUUUGAUUUAAUAGCUGCAUAUUAUCUAAAAGAAACCGGCAGCAAUGUUGCACAGAAAGGCUUUCUGACCAUAUUUAUCUAUGUGUAAGAAGCACUUUCUAAUCUUUAUAAUCUUUUUAAGGAAAAGAGAAAAUUACUAAUUAACAGUAUUUAAAUAAUAAAAUAAACUUCAGGUACUGAGUCAUUUCUGACUUGAGCAAUGAACUAUUUAAAACUGGUAGUAAAAAAUAAAGUUAACAUUCAGUAUCUAGUGUGAUCUUUACUUGAUGUCUGUAUUUCCGCAUUGAUCUGUUUGAUUGGUGAUCUUUAUAUAAAAAAGGCCCUCUUCACAUGUAAGUGAAUAAACACUUCCUUGUGAUUCACUGAAUUAAUAUGCAACUCCCGCUUUUUUUUUCUUUCUUUAAAUAUGACUGACUCUCUUUAUUAACCCUAGAAUUCUGAGGAAGCAAACAAUAAAAGCAUUUGAGGUAUAUAUCUUGAUAAGGCUCCACAUGCGGAAGCUAGUAAUAAAAUUACAUGAUGUGGCACGACAGCCCAAGCUAAAAGUUACCACAUCUUCUCAAAUAUCUGGAAUACAUUUCACCAUUUAAGAUGCACUGUGAACGUGGGGGCAAAAUUGGCUUUAAUGCAAAAAACAAAGGAUUAUGGUGAAAGAAACUUUGUUAAAUUACUAAACAAAAAAAUGUUAUGUAACUACUUGUUAUCAAGUGUGUUACUUUUGUUACUUUUUCAUUUGGGAUUUUACUGGCCAGCAUUUGUUAUUAAACCUAGUGACAGAAGUAGGUGUGCAGCAAGUACCAGCUUUAUUUCAUUUUCCAUAUUUGCAUACCUAUAGUAAAUAAUUGUGUACUGGAACCUUCAAGUAGGACAUCAAACAACCCAUAAAUCCUGGCAAGUCCAGAAUUAAAUGUAUACUAAUAAACCUUUGUUCAAAUCUUCCCUAGUAAUAUAUUAAUGCGCAUAUACACAACCCCAAUUCAAAAAAUUUUGGGAUGCUGUGUAAAAUGUAAAUAAAAACAGAAUACAAUUAUUUGCAAAUUUCAUAAAUACAUACUAUAUUCACAGUAGAGCAUAGAAAAUGUGUCAAACAUUUCAACUGACAAAAUGUACCAUUUUAGGAAAAGAAUAAGGUCGUUUUGAAUUUGAUGGCAGCAACACAUCUUAAAAAGGUUGGGACAGGGCCAUGUUUACCACUGUGUAGCAGCCCCUGUUGUUUUAACAGUAGUCCAUAAACAUCAGGGAACUGAGGAGACCAGUUUCUGGAUGUUUGGGAGAGGAAUGUUGUCCCAUUCUUGUCUGAAAUAGUAUUUUAGCUGCUCAACACUCCUGGGUCUUCUUUGUCAUAUUUUUCAUUUUGUUAUACACCACAUGUUUCAUUUGGUGAAAGGUGUGGACUGUAGGCAGGUCAGUUCAGCACCCAGACUCUUAUACUAUGAAGCCAUGCUGUUGUGACAGAUGCAGUGUGCGGUUUAGCAUUGUCUUGGUGAAAUAUGCAAGGCCUUCGUUGAAAAAGAUGGUUGUCUGGAGGGGAGCAUAUAUUGCUCGCUCUAAAACCUGUAUAUACUGUGCCUUUCAGCAUUUCCAGAUGUGCAAGCUGCCAAUUCCAUAGGCACUAAUGCCCCCCCCAAACCAUCAGACUGAGUGCUAAUAACAUGCCGGAUGGUCCUUCUCUCUUGUCUAGAGGAUGUGGUGUCCGUGUUUUCCAAAAAAGAAUUUCAAAUUUCUAUUUGUCUGACCACUGAACAGUUUUCCAUUUUUCCUCAGUCCAUUUUAAAUAAGCUUUAGCCCAGAGAAGACGGCUGCGUUUCUGGAUCAUGCUCACAUAGGGCUUCUUAUUUGCAUGAUAGAGCUUUAAGCUUCAUUUAUGGGUGGCACAGCAAACUGUGUUUAUUGCGAUGACUUUUGGAAGUGUUCUUCAGUUAUUUCCAUGACAGAAUCAGACCUGUUUUUCAAUGCAGUGCCAUCUGCAGGCCCAAAGAUCACGGCCAUGCAAUACUAAUUUUCAGUCUUGUCCCUUGGACACAGAAAUUUCACCAGUUUCUCAGAAUCUUUUCAUGAUAUUUUGUACUGUAGAUGAUGAGAUAUUUAACAUCUUUGCAAUUUCAUGUUGAGAAACUUGAUUCUGAAAUUGUUCUACAAUUUGCAGACUGUUUUUUGCAGAUUGGUGAAUCUCUUCCCAUCUUUACUUCUGAGAGACUCUGCCUCUCUAAGAUGCUUGUUUUAUACCCAAUCAUGUUACUGACCUGUUGCCAAUUAAACUAAUUAGUUGCAAAAAUGUUCCUCCAGCUAUUGCUUUGUAGUACCUUUUUGUCGGCCCCUUCCCAACUUUUUUGAGACAUGUUGCUGUCAUCAAAUUCAAAAUAAACGAAUAGUUUUCAUGAAAUAGUAGAAGAAUGCAUCAUUUUCAACAUCUGAUACGAUUUCUAUGUGCUAUUGCGAAUACAACAUGGGUUUAUGAGAUUUGCAGAUCAUUGUAUUCUGUUUUUAUUUACA